UAUAUAUAUUCAACUAUAUAUUCAUACGGGUAAGGUGAGUACCAUAGCUCAUUAGUUGGUUGCUGGCUCUGAGGUUUGUGUGUCUAUUCUGUUCUCAAGUCUCUUCAGCUUAUUUUAUAGACGAGUUUUAAUUUGAAGUCUGCUCGUGAUUUGCAUUACUUUACUGUUUUUGACUCUUUUUUUUUUUUUUUUACGGCUCCCUCUUCCUCCACAUGCGUCAGUGUGUCAAACAAUACACUAUGUGUGGCUUCCGAGCUGUUUUUUAAGUUUUGUUUGAGAUUCCAGUUGCAUGGGAGCUCACACCUCCCCGCUCUUUGAGUUGGCAUCCAUUUUGUGUCACGUGCGAAAGACAACUUUAACUGUAAAUGUAAGAAUACUCACUCUCCACAUUGGAGAAAUAAGGAUGGCGUCAAAUUUGUGGCGACACUAAGUGGAAAGUUCAGAGCGACUAACGGGCUUACCUCAGAAACUUCAAACAUGUUUGAUUAGGAGAAAAGGGACAUUUCAGGCCGUCGUGUUGAUGAAGCAGCUGCGCGACAAGCUCAGUUCAGCAUUGAGCUCUGUUGAGGUCGUCUUUGACAUCGGAUUAUAACAAUUUGAAAAAGGCUGAAAGAGCCUUCCUCUUAAAUGCUAACAAAAAAAAAGCAUUUGAGGUCUUGUUAUUGUUGAUCUGAACAUUGAAAAGAUUUUUUUUGUAGUAGCAAUAAGUCAUGGAACUGUGAUCAGGCUAUAUUACGCUAUGUUACCUUUCGUAAAAGUGCAUUAAUUGUUUUGUUUGUGUGCUCGUCUCGCUGGUGAAAAUCACGAUGGUUCCAAUGAUUGUGUGUGUGUGUGUGGCUGUUGCACGGGUGCAGGCUGGCAGCGAUGCGUACGUUAAGUGCAGAUCAUUUGGAACGCCGAUGUGCCUGUGGCUUCGUAAAAAGGAGGCGACGGAUCCAAGAACUGCUCCUCCCUGGAAGAAUAUCUGAAAGGUCUUACUUAGCGUUGCACUGAAUCCACUCUCCACUUCAGCAGUCAGUCACUGCAAACGUUACGAAAGCGCCCUCCUGGACACGCAGACUAUAUGCGAGGGUGGCUCCGGGUUGUGUGCUAAUCCAUCGAAACAGCCGUCUUUACACGCCAUCACGCAGAGGGCACAAAUUGUUGGUGCUGCUUUCUCUCUUUUUUUUUUUUUUUUUUUUUUUUUUGACAAUCUUGUAUAGAAGAAUUAAUACCACCACUGAGUGGCGUUCCCUGUGAAAGUGUGACAUUUUCAGUGCCGUCAAUUUUCCUCAAUGCAGGUUCCUGUGUCAUCUUUGCACUACAACUUUCUCUUGUGUUUUAUUUUAAGGAGUACUCAAAAGGUUUCAGUAACCACAUAGCAAUCAUCUAUCAAGAUUCACAUGGACACGAACACCAGAAGAGUCGCAUCCAGUGAGGACUUGAGGAUACGAUGUAACUUCUCCAAGAGAAGGAUCCACUGUUGACUGACUUGGAGCUCAUGUUUUCUUGCCCCCCCCUCCGGCUUUGAACAAUACUCUCAAAACUGCCUUUCAUCGAGCGUGAGAGGAGGUUUGAGCUACAUCCACGUGUCUACAAAACGGCCAUUUGAGAACCAGGAACGGAGAACUCUCAGGAUUUCUACUGAUACACAGUACUGUAUUUAAAUGUUUUUGUUAUGUGUAAUAUACUGUACUAUAGGUUUGCUGUACUUGCACAGUUUUUUAAACUUCUCUUCAGUUUCUUUUAUAACUUGAAAAAAAAUAGAUGUGAUUUUCUUUUUGUUGUCUCCAGUGGCUGUUUUUUUUUUUUUUUUUAUGUAAUUGCCUAUUUAGUUAUGGUAGAGUAAUCCUGAUUUGUUGAGAAAAAAAUGAUUCCCCCCUCCCCCUACCCUCCUCAGUAGUACAGUAGUAUUUCUUUGUAACAUGUCACCACAACUAAGCAUUACAGAUCAAGUAACUAAAUAGUUGCGUCACGUUUCAUACACCAGUCGUGUAAUACAACAAGCUAAAAACCGCUUUCUAUGUUCAGGAGUCGGAGGCCUUGGGCUGCAGUACACAGCUCACUCUGGUCAUUUACAUGCAUCACUCUCGGGUGCUAUUCCAUCGUGUUCAUGCUUUGCUUUCGCUGAUUCGUCUGUUUUUGGGUUUCGGGUUAUAGUGGUGGUUGAGCUUAACUGUGAAAUUCACAUUGCACAUAAUUUGAAAAUAAAACUAUUAAAAGUGAAUAUUGUUAUUGUUUUCUUUUUACAAGUAUGCUAUUACUUGUGUCACAAGUAAUAGCACAACUACUUGUUUUAGGGGUUGACGUGCAUUGUGUGUGAAAAACACUGAACUGACUUACAGUUAAGGAGGAUGUGGUAACCCUGUCAGCUCGUGGGCUCGACUCACGCAGCAGCGUAACCUUUAGGUUGACCGACGUGCAGAGGAGGCGAAGCUGCUGUACUGAUGACACUGAAACCAGUCAAACUAGAGAAAAAAACCCAUCUGUGUGUGAGACACGUGAGCAUAAGUCAAAUAAAGCAGUGGGCUGAAACUUCGUUCAACUGUUGAGAGGGGUAACGUGCUGCGAGGGCGCUCAAGUGAAAGGUAAAGUCUACUCAAAACUUAGUACAAUACACUUAUUAGCUUAUCUGUCUUUAACGCUGCGGAAGUUACCGGUUUAACAUAGCUGCGACGUUUUAUGAAUGAUUUCGGAAAUUGUCCACGUGGGAAGUGUCUCCUCCCGUCGGCUCCUAAUGGAGGAGUAAAGAUAAACACGAGCCUUUCUUUCAUUGACGUUUGUUUUCUAGUUUGACGUGAACACGUGUAGUGCACGCGCGGUACACGAGUUUGUCUGAAAAGCUGGUUAGGACUCAGUCACUAAAGUGUUGACGUUAAGCGUUUCCUGGUCGGACUCUUUGUUGUAGUUUUAUCUUGAAUGGACCUGGUUUACUACUACUAGCUGCAUUCGUAUACACGUUACACUUUUCUCAACUUUCUGAGCUCAAUUAUUUAGGCUUACAGUCACGUGUUUGCUCCGUAUUCGCUGUUAGAGGCUAGAAAAUGCUACAUUUUUAUUUCUGAGUCAUUCAUGAUCAUAUGAAUAACAGGUUUAUUCACUUUCAGCAUUUCUCAUCUAAUCAUUAUGAACAUAUUGCUCGGUCAGUUAUAGCUUUGUGUUUAUAAACACAAUGUAUGUAAACAAGCCUUUCACAGCAUCACUUUGAUUUACUUUUCUUAUAUUAGUCCAUGUGUUAGAUUACGUGAAGCUAUAUAUUCAGGCUUUUAUUUUGAAAUUUGGCGAUUCGUUUGCUGACAUAAGGUUCACAGACUGUACAUUUGAAACAUCAAUUCUGCAUUCUACAUAAUAAAAAAAAAAAGCUUAAAAAAUGACCCACUAAGUCAUGUAAUUUUCCACAUAUGUUUUGUUGUUUUCAUACAUGUAUGUUUCCCUCUGUUUGAACAGGAACAUGUCCCCUGCUCUAGCAAAUGAUUUGGGCUACAAACCCCUGGAUGGUGGUUGGGGCUGGAUGGUGGUGGUUGGGGCCCACAUUUCUAUUGGAUUUGCGUACUCCACGCCCAAAGUCCUCUCCAUUUUCUUCGAAGAGAUCCAAGAAAAUUUAGGGGCCAGCUACCGUGAAAUAGCGUGGAUCUCCUCUAUCAUGCUAGCUGUCAUGUAUGCAGGCGGACCAGUGAGCAGCGUGUUGGUCAGUCGCUUUGGAAGCCGGCCAAUAGUCAUACUGGGGGGACUGCUGUGUGGAGUCUCUAUGGUAACCGCUUCUUUUGGGAACUCCAUCGUUUACCUCUACCUUUGCAUUGGCGUCAUAGGAGGCUGCGGACUCUCCUUAAACCUCAAUGCGUCUCUCACCAUCAUCAGCAAGUAUUUCCUGAAUAAGCGUCCUUUAGCUAACGGACUAGCCAUGGCUGGGAGUCCAGUGUUUCUGUGCAUCAUGGCCCCCGUCAACCAAUAUCUACUGCAGAAGUUCGGCUGGAGAGGAAGUCUCUUUAUCCUCGGGGGUCUGAUGCUCAACUGUUGUGUUGCUGGGGCCUUGAUGAGGCCUGUUGUUCUGCCUCGUAAGCCGUCCACUUGCGCCGCGCAGAAAAACGUGGAGGAAGAGCCAAACGAGUGCAACACUAAGCAAAAAAGAAGUUGUAUGAACAACGCUAAGACGUUUUUGGAUUUUACCUUCUUCAAGGAUAGAGGCUUUGUCAUCUACCUCAUUGGGAACAUUCUGUUCAUCUUCGGUGCCUAUGCGCCCAUUGUGUUCCUGUCAGCCUACGCUAUUAGCCAAGGCGUAGAGGAGUACUCCGCAGCCUAUCUGCUCUCUAUUAUGGGCUUUGUCGACAUGUUUGUUCGGCCUGGCACUUGCCUGAUAGCCAGCAGCAAGUGGAUCCGGCCCAGAAUCCAGUACUUCUUUGGCUUUGCCAUGGUUUUCAACGGCACAUGCCACUUACUGUGCCCGCUGAUCAAGAGCUAUGCCUUCCUGGUGACGUAUGCUGUAUUCUUUGGCGUGGGCUUCGGCAUGGUUUUCGGCCUGAUAUUCGAAUGUCUGAUGGACCUGAUGGGAAAUCAACGCUUUCCCAGCGCUGUUGGACUGGUCACCAUCAUCGAGUGCUUCCCCAUGCUACUGGGACCACCUGCUGCAGGGUUACUGGUGGACGUCUUUGGUGACUACAAGUACAUUUUCUUCAUGUGUGGCUCAGUGAUCGUGGCUGGCGGGGUCUUUAUCUUCGUCAUGAACAUCUACAACUACCACAUGCUGGAGAAGGAGAAGCCAGCGAAGGUCAGAGAGCAGAACCAAAUGACCAUAGAGAACCAGGCGAGCGCCUCAGCCUGAAGAGCAUAACGGAGCCCAGAGAGAUCCAUGGCCGGAGAGAGCAAAAAAACACCAAAUUAAAUGGGAAUUAAUUUAACUCGCAAGUCAGGAGGUGCUAUUUGAUUAUUGCAGGAGAAGAGGGGCCAACGAGACGACACGAUUAAAAGAGCGCCAGUCAAAGCUGACACGGUGGAAACUGUAGAAAAUACGAUGGAAAUAAGGCAUUUGUGUUUGUUUCAUGUAUUCAUUUGAGGAACGUUGCUGUCUCCAUGUCAUUCUUGAUGUUUUUGCGACUAUUUUUAGUAUCUUCAAUGGAAGUUUCAGUAAGAAACGAGUCACAUGCUUGUUUGUACAAAAUUCUCAAGUCACAAGGAAUGCGUCAAUGCGCACAGCCUCAAUACCUGAGUUACUGUUAACGUCUUUCUCUCACGUGAUCAUGAACGAACACUUUAUGCUUUGGAAUUCCUGGCUGUUCAUUGCACAGUAAUCGAAUCCGUCUCAUUAUAAUUGUUUUUGUGGUAAUGUACCUCAGGAGACUGUCAUGAGAUAUUUUUCACUUGCAGUGUUUACGUCAUAAAACUGGCAAUUUGUUUUGCACGUGAAAUACUGUAGCUGCCAGCAAAGACAUGGACGUAUUUAAAGUGGAACUAUAUGCUUUACUACUGCACAACCUGAAGUGUGGCAUACCAUGAAACUUCAAUUAAAAGCCCCCACUGAGCCCCUUUACUCGCCAGAUGUGGCGAAUAAAAGCAGGUCUCAAUUAUACUUAUUUCAAUAUGGACAUGCUUCACAUUGUUAGAUUGGUUAGAUUUUCCAUAAUUAAAUGGUUAAAACUAUGAGCAAUCAAAGUAUUAUUCAGAUUUACCGCCGUGGUAAAUGAGGUCAUUUCUUUUUUACAUUCAAAGCUUCUAUUGAGGUUUUCGAAGCUUUGAAUGACUGCCAUCAUAUUUUAUGAUGUCCCCCUAAAAAUGGGGAAAAUAUGAUUUUGUGUCGUUAAAUAAAUGUAAUUUUAUAGUGCGGUUAGAUUGCUACUAGACCGCCCUCUUAAUACUUUUUAUUUUUUUACCACAGUGAAGGCUAAAUGUCAACAAAUCCAGAUUGAGGCAGGAUACUUUGUUAGAUAAAAACAUGUGAAUUCUGGAAAUUAUUACAUCCAUCUCUUUUCAAUAAGUUUUGACUUUUGGACUAAGGACAGACAUUUACAUGGAGAGAGAGACCAGCGUCUAAAGUGAAUGAUUGGCCAGUUGAGUUAAUAAAGGCUUGGGCUAUUAAUUGCAGUUUUACGGUAAUGGUCUUAUAAAUUGUUGUCAGUCUUUAUUUAAUUUGAACAUGUAUGCUUAAACACAUUAUAAAAUAUGUGUGUUCCACAAUACUGUAAUUUUUUUUGACAUUUAGCAUUGACAUUUGUUAUUUGGACCAGAAUGGAUUUGCA
Anarrhichthys ocellatus (wolf-eel) is the source of this 6209-nucleotide messenger RNA. Its product is annotated as monocarboxylate transporter 2-like. Gene Ontology annotation, biological process: monocarboxylic acid transport; transmembrane transport. Bases 3401 to 4798 code for a protein of 465 amino acids. The transcript has 4 exons. The record is from RefSeq and is a predicted model, not a curated record. Gene Ontology annotation, cellular component: basolateral plasma membrane. NCBI's taxonomy places the organism in Eukaryota, Metazoa, Chordata, Actinopteri, Perciformes, Anarhichadidae. Gene Ontology annotation, molecular function: monocarboxylic acid transmembrane transporter activity.